GCAAUCCAAUCAGCCCGCCUUACUAUCUAUUAAUACGCAUUGCAAGAAAGGCUGUCUCUUCAUUUCAAUGAUAUAAUACUAAGUCGGCAUAUCUUAGCUUUUCUGUGGUCACAAACAACUUUGAUCAAUUUCAAUUUAUUAUUCUACAUCGUUUCCAGCACAGAAACAACUUGGUAAAAGAAGAUGUCUAAAAAACUUCUCGUCGUUUUUGGUGCGACAGGCCAACAAGGCGGCUCGGUUGCAAACGUCGUUCUUUCUGACCCAUUACUCUCGUCUCAAUACUCUGUCAGAGCCAUCAGCCGUUCAACCACCAGCCCGAAAGCUCAAGAUCUUGCAACCAAGGGCGCUGAGCUAAUUUCAGCGGAUCUCAAUGAUCCCUUAUCUUUGAAAGCUGCACUUGAAAAUGCGCACACCGUCUUUGCCAUGACAAGUACCACACUUACAGGAGAUACUCGCGAGGUUGAAACUGCGCAAGCCAAAGCUCUCUGCACCGCAGCAAUUGCCGCUGGAGCGCAGUAUAUCAUUUGGCAGACGCUCCCGCCCGUGAUGGCCAUUUCGGAUGGGAAGUUAAGCGUUAACCAUUUCGACACCAAAGCCGACAUUGAGCAGUACAUCCGCAGCCUGCCAAUCAAGUCCGCUUUUUACUGCCCGGCGUACUUUAUGCAGAAUUUCACCAACCAGCUGAUGCCACCAAGACCAUCACCCGCGAAUGACGGGUCAUAUGUCUUUGCGUCACUAUGCAAUCCCGAUACACGGAUGCCGCUUAUUGACGCGACGGAGAUGGGAAAAUGGAUUGCACCUAUUCUUGAGUCCCCUGAUGAAUACGAGGGGAAGGUGUUAGAGGCGAUGGAGGGGUGGUACACGUGGAAAGAGAUUGCUGAGAUUGUUUCCAGUGUGACAGGAAAAAGAGUUGCGUAUCAACAGGUUUCUGAUGAGCUCUUCAAGGAGUGGAUGCCACCAUUGGUCAAAGAUGAUAUGCAAGGGAUGUUUGUGUUUUACAGGAAUUAUGGCUUUUAUAGUAAACCACCAGGGCAAAAGUCAGAAGAUAGCGGGAAAGCGAAGGGGAAGCUUAGUUCUUUGGAGGAGUUUUGCAAGAAGGCAGAAUUUACAUUUCCUUGAUCUGACGGUAUAAAUUGGGAUGAAUUACCUCCUUUAACUUCGGAGCGUUGCUGUCCUCGGAAUACUUGGAAGCUACAAAAAAGGACUGGUAGCUUUUCAGAGAUCAUGUUCGAGUAUAGUAGUUGUACUAAUGGAACCCACCUUUGUCAAUAGGGUUAGGAGAGAACCCCUACCGUCUCCAAGGCUCCUAUAGAUACAAAAUUAAGAUUUCAGAAUGUUUGAUCUAGAUCUAGGCUUUCCAGAUAUUGCAAAUCAUCUAGCGUAAUAGAAAUUAAAGCAGGUAGACCAAUUUUAUUACAGGUUAAUAUAGGACCCAUGAUAUCGAUAGUACUGGAGAGGGAAAAUGUGCCUGAGAAAAUGGAAGAGAUCUAAACA
This is a messenger RNA of Botrytis cinerea B05.10, 1494 nucleotides long. RefSeq names its product Bcpio2 (gene Bcpio2). The transcript has a single exon. Lineage: Eukaryota; Fungi; Ascomycota; Leotiomycetes; Helotiales; Sclerotiniaceae. The record is from RefSeq and is a predicted model, not a curated record. Bases 184 to 1119 code for a protein of 311 amino acids.